Pogona vitticeps (central bearded dragon) is the source of this 6102-nucleotide messenger RNA. It is a transcript of the gene KATNIP, whose product is annotated as katanin interacting protein. The record is from RefSeq and is a predicted model, not a curated record. Lineage: Eukaryota; Metazoa; Chordata; Lepidosauria; Squamata; Agamidae.
AGAGCUCGUGGCGGCGGCGGCGGCGGCCUUCAGCCAGCCAGGCAGCCAGCCAGCGCGAGGAUAGUGCCGGAGCCCCACCUGGUCCGGCCGGCAGGGAUUACUCUUCAACCCCCACCCCAACGGGGAGAGAGAGAGAGAGAGACUCGUUCUCUGGAUCCUUCAUUAGACGCCUCGCUUAACCGAAGGAUAUGGUGACUGACUUUGAUGAGAAACAUGAUGAGUACAUAGUACUGCUUCAGCAGAGAAACAGGAUAUUGAAACAACUCAGAAGAAAAGACCCCAUACGGAUCAAGUUGGAGCAGCUGGAACAGGGAUUUACUUUAUACGUGAAUGGUGCUAACUCAGAGCUGAGGAACAACAGCAAGCAAGUGAACCUGCGGAACUUUGUCAGAAGAGGUGAACGAAUAGUCCGGGGAAACGACACGGUCACAAGUGCCUUGUUAAAAGAAGGAGAUGUGCAAAGGAGGGGCACGCAGACUGCACCGGGUAAAAUCCAGCGCCGAGAGUGGCUCCAGAAAGCCGUGCAAAUCAAAACAGAGAGUGGAUCUCGGGUUUGCAUUGCUCCUCCUUCUGAAUACUCCGAGGACUUUGAACCUUAUGAAAGCCUGAACCUGGAAUCAGAGGACCCUGAACAAGAUGAUCUUUGUCAGAGCCUUGAGUCUCCUGGACGUUUGGUCCCCAGUGGUGCUGCGCUCUAUGGUCCAGAGGCGAAACUAAGCAUGAGCAGCGAUGCCGGAAAGGGACAAUUGCUCCUCGAUGCGGAGGAUGUGCAGGAACUCUGUCAGAGCUUGGAGCUGGCCAGAAGUGGGAGCAGGAUAGAGAAAGACUGUUCAGAGGGGGAGGAGUCUGACUCUGUGGAAGAGGAUGUGCCUCCGGAGCCCCCUGAGGCAGAAGAGCCCACAGAGCCUUCUAGAGGGAGCCCCGACUUGAACCUCAGGCGUGCAGCCACCUCUCCAGCAAGUGGGCCGUCCUGCCGCCUCCAUGUUGCUUCUCCUGCCAUCCUGGAAUUCAAGCUGGAUUUCCCAGUUGUGAAGAAGGAGCGAAGCCUCUCUGCCAGGAGGAAGGGCAGUCUUGAGCCCUACGUCCCCACCAGGCCUGCGAGCCAAGCUGAGGGUCUGCACCAGGAGGAACAGGGAAGAGUCCUCUCCAGGCCGGUGAGCCGAUCAGAAAGGCCCCUCUCGGCCACUCGGAAGAACAUCUGUGAGAAGAAGGACCCCGUGCGUUCAGCCUCCGUGGUCCUGAAAGCUGUGCAAGCGGAAAACGAGGCCCUGCAGCAGGAGAUUCUCCGGAAGCAGCCAGGACCCGAGCAGGAGGAGCAAGCCAUCUCUGCAGAGCAGCCACUGCCAUUUUCUUCAGGAACACAUGGGCCUCCCCCAAAGGCGCAGGAGGGAGCAGCCAUCUCUACAGCCACCGAAGGGACAGGGCUGCUGGGAAGCAGGCAUCCAAAGAAGCUUCUGAAAGUGUUGCAAGAGAUUGAGAGCCAGUCUCCCUGCCGUAGCCCUGUCGUGUUGGGCUCGGAACAGCCAGAGCCACGCAUUCUGGAGCAGCUGGAAGUCCGGGAUGCCAUUUACAUCACUGUGGAGGUCCUUUCCAACUGGGGUGAUGCCCGACGGGUGGGCCUGACGGAGGUGGAGUUCUUUGACCUGCACCACAGGAAGCUGUUUGUCUCUCCGCAUGAUGUGGACCUCCGGCACAGUGACUCCCCUGGGGAGCUGAGCUGCCUAGUGAACGGUAGUCGGAUGGUCAGCAAAGACCGUUUUCCCUGGACGUGCCUCUUCCAGCCUCCGGUGCAACUGUACUUUGUGGUCCGAAAUCCCAGCCUUUCAGGCGACUUUGGUCUUUCCAGGAUUAGGAUUUGGAAUUACAGCACUUCAGUUGUUGGUGACCUGGACAUUGGAGCCCGGGAAGUCCUUGUCUAUGUGGACGGAGCCCUCCUCUUUGCCGGGGAGUUGCCCAAAGGCCGCAUAACCCCCGCCAGGGAUGGCAGCCACUGCACCACCCUCGACCUCCCGGCGGCCGUCUCGCUUUCUCCACAGAGGAGGGAAGAAAAGGACCGGGUCCCUCCCGACCGGAGCCAGGAAACGGGCAAGGGUUUGUCGGCUCUGAGCGCUUCCUUGGAGGGAGAUUCCCCCGAGGGGACAGCCUCCUCGGCCAGUGUCGUUGAGCUGGAGGAAGGUCCUCGGGCAGAGUCAGACCCAGCAGUUUCCACAACACGUGUGAAGGUCCCCCUCCCAGCAGACGCCACAGACUUUGACCAGUCGGAGGAUGAUGACCUUCCUCUGAGCAAGCAAAUGGAAAAGCUGUCUGGAAGGAAGCUGGCCUUGCCCCGUUUGGUUUCCCCGCCUUCUGAGGCCAAAGGAAAGGGCGAGGCCGGCACUUCUAAGCCCAAGCUCCUUCCUUGGCUUGAGCCAGGAUCCUCUCUGGACCUGCAGGGCCGGCAGCCCUUGGAGAUUCUCAAGAGAGGGGGCUCUCCAAGAGUCACAGAAGAGAGCCCUUCCUUCUGGCCAGCUGAGAGAAUCAGCAGUGAGCCCCCAGGGGUGGAUGAGGCCUUGCCCAUGGGUGCCACGAGGGAGCCUGCUGCCGGUGUGGAUUUCCUGAGUCCCCUGCCUUCCAAGUACAGGUCCACCGCAGAGCCGCCCCUGGUGGGGCGAAAUGUCAGGGGCGCGGAAGGGGAAUUUAGCUGUGCCUUGUGCAGAGACAAAGCUCCCACCGAGGAAGGCCAGGCUCCUCCGCCUCCCAGCAAAGGUAGUGCCAGGCCCUCCCGAGCCAAGUGGGGCAGUUCCCCAGAGGACACCUUGCAGGAGUCCUGGAAUUCCCUCCUGAAGUUCAACCACUUGCACCAUGGCCGCAUCUCCAGCCUGGAUUUCCAAGGGGACAUUUUUGACGAGUUUCUCCACCAGCAGAAGAUCAGUCGGGCGGGAGAGCCGCGGCUCCCAUUCAAGGAGGGCGGGCAGGAGGCCCCAAAGCCUCAGGAGGGGGAGCCUGGCUUGGAGCUGCUGGAGGAGGGGCCUGACUUUAAAAUCCCCCUCCUCCCCUACGGGCAGCACCUGAAGGUGGAGAUCCAUUCCACCUGGGGAGACCGGCACUACGUGGGCCUGAACGGAAUCGAGCUCUUCAGCUCCAGGGGGGAGCCCAUCCGAACGGUCCGGAUCGAAGCCGACCCUCCGGACAUCAACGUCCUGCCGGCCUACGGCCAAGACCCCCGGGUGGUGGGCAACCUGCUGGAUGGGGUGAAUCGGACCCAGGAUGACAUGCACCUGUGGCUGGCCCCCUUCACCCCGGGGAAGCCCCACUGCAUUUUCCUAGACUUUGCUGAGCCCUGCGAGGUGGCCAUGAUCCGCAUCUGGAACUACAACAAGUCUCGUAUUCACUCCUUCCGGGGCGUGAAGGACGUCACGAUACUGCUGGACGAGCGCUGCAUCUUCCGAGGGGAAAUCGCCAAGGCUUCUGGGACACUCGCUGGAGCUCCAGAGCAGUUUGGUGACACCAUCCUGUUCACGACCGAUGAUGAAAUCCUGGAGGCCAUCUUCUGUUACGACGAGUCCUACGAGGAGGAAGGCGAAAGCCUUGGCAGCUGGCAGUACGAAGAGGAGCUGAAGAGGCCCCGGACGGCCGACGGAGAGGGGGACGAGAGGCCCUUUACGCAGGCGGGCUCCAGGAGGGAAGACAAGCAGAGCCAGAAGCAGGUUGCUAUGCCAGAUUCUCUUCCGGAUACAGUGGCCAAGGCGCCCGGAGUCUACCCUGGAAAGUGCCUUCAGCUGAACUUCACCGCCUCCUGGGGGGACAGCCACUAUCUUGGACUGACGGGGCUCGAAGUGGUGGGCAAGGAGGGCCAGGCCAUCCCCUUCUCUGUGGAUCAGCUCUCUGCCUCCCCUUGGGACCUGAACGAGCUCCUGGAGUACACAGAGGACUGCAGGACCUUAGAUAAGUUAAUCGACGGAACGAACAUCACUAUGGAGGACAACCACAUGUGGCUCAUUCCCUUCACCCCUGGAGGAGAUCAUGUGGUCACCAUCCAUUUUGGUCAGAUGGAAAACAUUGCUGGUCUUCGCAUCUGGAACUAUAACAAAUCUCCCGAGGACACGUACCGAGGGGCCAAGGUGGUCCACGUGUCACUGGACGGCUGCUGCAUUUCGCCGCCCGGAGGCUUCCUGAUCCGCAAAGGGCCCGGCAACUGCCAUUUUGAUUUUGCCCAGGAAAUCCUCUUUGCUGACUAUCUGAGGGGACCCCCAGUCGUCCCCGUGCGAGAGCGGAGAGACAUGAAGAAGGUGGAGCACGCCAGCAUGGACUACGAGGCGCCCCUCAUGCCCUGUGGCUUCAUUUUCCAGUUCCAGCUGCUGACGAGCUGGGGCGACCCCUACUACAUUGGCCUGAAUGGACUGGAGCUGUAUAACGAGUGUGGAGAGAAGAUUCCCCUCAGUGAGAACAAUAUUGCUGCCUUCCCAGACAGCAUCAACAUUUUGGAUGGAGUCUGUGGGGAUGUCCGCACCCCAGACAAGCUCAUUGACUCCGUGAACGACAGCAACGAUGGGAGGCACAUGUGGCUGGCCCCCAUUCUGCCUGGCUUGGUGAAUCGAGUGUAUGUCAUCUUUGACGUUCCCACCACCGUCUCCAUGAUCAAGCUGUGGAAUUAUGCCAAAACGCCGCAAAGAGGAGUUAAAGAAUUUGGACUCCUGGUGGAUGACUUGCUGGUGUACAACGGCAUUCUCGACAUGGUCUCCCACCUGGUCCAGGGCAUCCUCCCCACCUGCGACCCUGUGGUCCCCUAUCACACCAUCCUCUUCACCGACGACGAAAAGGUCUGCCGUCAGGAGAAGAACACUGUGAUCAGCAACCACAUAGAAGACCAGGACGUGCGGCUGAUGAAUGAAAACAAGGUCAUUUCCUCCUCCAGAAAGAUGCAGGUGGCAGCUGACCCAGCCCUUCGUCCCAAAACCUGCCUUCAGGCCAAAGGAUUGUUGCGAAGGACGCGGCAGUGACCGGAGGAGGAGGUGGCUAAGCGCCUCACUGCAGCCCACCACCAGCUUCCUCCCCCUCCUCCCUCGGUGCCGAGGGCGCUCCCUGACCCGUUUGGCCAAAGGUGACACCUGGUUUCCCACGAAGUGGCUCAGUGGAUGGAUGGAUGGAUGGAGCCUGGGCGGUGGCUGGUUUGGGGAGCAGCCCCAAGACCUCUGGCCAGCUGCAGCCCCAUUAAACCUGCUGCAGCCCCGAAAGAAGACACCGCUUGCUUCUGUCCUCCCGUGAAUGGCUCUGGCUGGAGACAAGCAGAAUCGGAGGCCCAUGCUACACCUCAAGGCCUGCCUGCCCUCUGCCUCGGAGGGCUACAGUUCAGGAGGAAAGGACUUCCAGCUUCUCAGAGACGGGCGCAGCCUCUCCUCUCUUGCUCGGGAGCAUGGGGUUGGGAGAGAGAGGAAGGGAUGAAGGCCAGCAUGAAUAGCGUGAGGAAGGUGGGGGUGGACAGAUCCUAUUCACUUCUCUCUCUACAUCUGUGGGCCUGUGCGAGCCUCCCGCCCGUGCCCUCUUGAUGACCACGCAAGGUUACCCCUAAUGCCCUGAAUGCAAAGAGCCACGUGUGGGCUACAAAGCUGGACAGAGGUGGCAGUGGCGCCCCCACCUCCAAAAGGCUCCCUCUCCAGCCCCAAGCCAGGGCCGAAAGAGGAGGGCUGGAGCCGGGAGGGAGGGAGGGUUAAUCCACUGGCAGGAGCUCAGCUCUGCUGAGCCGCUAUGCUAUCGCCCUAUUUAUAUCCCCACACAGGGAAAGAGGCUUGGGGGAGGCAAGGCAGGCGUGGCAGCUGGGGUGGACGUUCUCUGCAGCCACACCAGGCCCCCUCCCCUCCUGACGUCAGCUGCCUGGGAGAGGGUCCCACCUCGGCAUCGUCUUUGGAGCCCAGCUCACCGGAAGGCGGGAGGGCGGGCCCGUGGGAGCAGGCUCAGGCCGUGUCUGUUGCUGCCCCUCUUGAACUCAGGGGGACGGUGGCCCCAUUCAACGUGUGCCAGCACCCUAUUCUCCAUUUAUAUAUAUUCCCUUUUGGCUUUGGGUGGGGUGUACUUCUCUUUCAAGCUGUUGCUUUCCCACUUUUUUUUAUUACACAGUUGCCUUCA